Colossoma macropomum (tambaqui) is the source of this 3747-nucleotide messenger RNA. It is a transcript of the gene asphd2, whose product is annotated as aspartate beta-hydroxylase domain containing 2. The record is from RefSeq and is a predicted model, not a curated record. The coding region runs from base 1465 to 2592 and encodes 375 amino acids. The transcript is spliced from 5 exons. NCBI's taxonomy places the organism in Eukaryota, Metazoa, Chordata, Actinopteri, Characiformes, Serrasalmidae.
CCAACACUGCUGCUCCUCCACAAAGCAUUCACGACAGGAAACGACCAGCGCAUGCUGCUGUGUCUAAAGGUGCCCUGCGGUGUAUCGUGUCUUUCCGCGUCCGUCUGGACGGAGAGCAGAGCGGCAGCUGAAAUCCCCAACGGCUGGAGGCUGCCACACACACUCUCCCGCGCUCCACACACACACACACAGAUCCACACAGACCGGAGUCUCAGCAUAUGGCUGCGCCGGGACUCUGCUGAAGCUCUGACACGGGGAAAAACAUGGACAAACGGAGGAGAAGGGACAGUCCACCCAAAAAUGAGCUCCAUCCUCACUGCUCUCACACACGUGCGCGUGAUGGAUGUUGUUUGAGCGCGUGUUAGGGCUGUCACCGUCACUUAUAUUAGCACACAAGUAAUCUGACUGUUUAGUAGGAUAAACACAAAAUGACACAAUAACGUACGCGAGCUGAAUUCUGAAUUAAUCACAUUAUUACGUACGUUUACAGUCACUGUAGUCUGUACAGAAGAGCUUUUGCUAUAGACAAAAUCAACAUAUGACAACAAAUGUUUAGAUGCACAAUGUGCUGCGGUUUAAUUUCACAGAUUCCAGGCUAAUUUGUAGGCUAAUCACAUUUGGCCAGAACUCUUCUAUUAGUGCGCUAGAACAGCUUUGAAGUCGUUAGCAUUUAAACGACAGUGAAAGGAGCGGCUGCGCUCCCAAAAGGAAAUUCUGCAGCUGGCAAAUAAGUGGCUGAUAUCAAGUGUCCCAGCUGAGUAAUUGCAGUCAUACUGUGGGCUGUUAUAGACAGUGAGUUAGCUUAGCUUAGCCUGUGUUGUUGUCUUUUUGAACGUCUUUGCUGCUUUGAACGUUUUUUCUACUGUACUGAGUUUUUUGCUACAUCAACAGACAGUUGCGCCCAACUUGGAAUUUAUAGUGAUUUGCUCCGUCCACACUGGCAUAUUUUUCCAUACUUCCUCUGUACAUAUAUUUGAGAAGCAAAAUUUCGAUUGGCUCCUUAAAGUUUAAGGUUCUGUAGAACGUACACAUUAAUUUCAUACAAGAUCCUGAGUCAUUUAUACUAGAUACAGAAUAAUUCAUACUAGAUACAGAAUAAUUCAUACUAGAUACAGAAUAAUUCAUACUGGAUACUUAAUAAUUCAUACCAGACACUGAAUAAUUAAUUGUAUACAAUGAAUAUUUCAAACUAGAUACUGAAUAAUUCAUACUAGAUACCAAAUUAUUCAUACUUGAUACUGAAUAAUUAAUUGUAGACACUGAAUAAUUAAUUGUAGACACUGAAUAAUUCAUACCAGACACUGAAUACUUCAAAGCAGACACUGAUAAGGUCUUAAGAUUAAUAACUGAAGUAUUUGCCCUCAAGGUGUUAAUUUGUUAAUUGAUGAUUUUUUAUUUGAUACGUUUAAUCAAGUAAUCGUGACAGCCCUGGUAUGAGUGAGUGAGCGAGCGAGCGAGUGAGUGAUGGAGUGGUCUCUGGAGAGGAUGCGUGAGUGGGUGGCGGGGGGCAUGCAGUCUGUGCGGGAGUGCGAGGGGGGGGCCCUGGGCACUGCCCUCUGCCUGGCACUGCUCUUCAUCUGGUACUGUUACCGUGUGGGCUGUGAGCACAGCGUGCCCUCUCUCCGAGGCGGGUACACGCCCGAAACCCGCGGGGGCGGCGCCCUGCCCGCCAGCGUCCUGACCUCCGACCUCUCCAGCCGACUGGCAUCGUCCAAACUCCGCCAGGUGGGUGGAGUCAGCGGAGGUGGGGGCGGAGCUACUGAAGAAGAACUGAACGGAUUUGCGUACUGCCAGUCUCCGGAGUGUUUCCGCUGCUCGCGGCCGGGCGAGGGUCUGAACCAGCGGCUUUACCACAGCCUGCAGGACUACGCCAAGCGCUACACCUGGGCAGGUAUGGGCCGGGUGCACAAGGGCGUGCGGGACCAGGGGCGCUACCUGCUCUGCAGCCGCCCGUCCAUCCAGAAACCCGAGGUGUUCUUCUUGCCCGACCUGCCCUCGGCGCCGUUCUUCUCCCGUGAGGCGCAGAAGCAUGAUGUGGAGCUGUUGGAGCGCAGUUUUCCUGCUCUGCUGGCCGAGUUCGAGAGCGUGUACCGCUUGCCUUCGUCACGGACCGGAUCCUCGCUCCCGCCGGGUUGGAAGGCCAACAGCACGCCCCGGGGCCACUGGUGGACCUUCUACCUGGUGAACCAGGGCACCCCCAUGGCCCUGAACGCCCGCCGCUGCCCGCGGACAUGGAGGGUUUUGGGUCAGCUCCGCACUUUCAUCGCUAAUAACGUUUUUGGGAACGCCUGCUUCUCCGUCCUGAGCCCCGGAGCCACUAUCUCCGAACACUACGGUCCAACCAACGUCCGCCUACGCUGCCACCUGGGUCUGAAGGUGCCCUCGAACUGUGAGCUGGUUGUCGGUGGGGAGCCGCAGUGCUGGUCUGAGGGAAGCUGUCUGCUGUUCGACGAUUCGUUCCUGCACACGGCCUUUCACGAUGGCUCUCCCGAAGACGGCCCCAGAGUGGUCUUCAUGGUGGAUCUUUGGCAUCCAAACGUGGCGGCGGCUGAGCGGCAGGCGCUGGACUACAUCUUCACUCCGGGACGCUGAGAGAGAAGAAGAUAAAGAGAUGGAAAGAGGUGGAGAGAGAGGGAGGGAUGGGUGAGACGUCUUACAUACCGGUGGAAAAUAAUCAUGAUGAAUGAGAGGAACUGAGACUGAACUGAGUGAAUAAUAAAAGUUGCACAUUUUUCUGUACAUAAGUGUGUCCUGAUGAACCCGGAUGGUUCAUUCUGUCCUCAGAGAUGCUUCUGACCCAAACUAAUGUACAUUAUGGAUGUUUACAGACACGAUCCAGUCUAAAACAGUACAGCAGAGCAGUGUAAACACGACGACCUGAGCGAAAACAGUUCUAAUUGUUCAUUUUCUUUUUUCCUCUUGCAACCUAGCUGUACUCUUUCAGGGUAGAAACAUCACUUAUAAAACGUUUGAAUCACAAAGACGAUGCACUUUUUAAACUCUGGUGGAAAAGCCAGGCUGUGAUUGUACGGAAAGCACACGAGUAUAUAUGUGGUACUUUGCUCUGCACCUUCAGGCCUGCGGCGGGUGAUGUAAACAGUCGUGAAACUGAAGCGGACAGUAGCGACGGCGGCUCUGACGUGUUUACAAAGCGUUUAAGUGGACUUUACGUAUGGACGAGUACAGAGAUGCACUACCAGCUAUUGUGUAUAAAUGAACUUCCAUCUUAUUCCGCACUAGAGGCAGGUCGUUUUUUGUCGCUCCGAAGCCUGUUUCCCUCGUUCCUCUUCACGAUUCUGACUCGUCCCAUCAACCAGAGCAGGAAAAUCAGCCGCUUUGUUUUUCUGUGUAGUAUUAAAGCACCGCAGAACCACAUCUGAGACGUCAUACCAAAUAGAGUACCUUUUUUAGCCUGAUGUCCAAAGAAUAUGUGCACAGAACACUGCAAAGGUCUAAUUUAUGUUUAAAAAACAGGCUUAUUUCUCUUUUAUAUCGGUUAUUUAUCUAUAUAUAAUACAUUUAAUCCUACGAAAAGAACAAGAAAACCAGUCGGUUACAUAAUAAACGGGAAAUUGUCCUUUUUCAAAACCAUUUGUAAUGACACGGCCUAUUUUGUGCACACAGUCAAUAGCAGCUUAAAUGUAAUUAAGUGUAUAUAUUCAGCCCACAGCAGUUUAGCCACGCCCAUUCAGCCCACAGCACUUUAGCCACGCCCAUUCAGCCUAAAGCAGUUUAACCUCGCCCAUU